Molecule: messenger RNA, 3147 nt
Organism: Arachis stenosperma
Lineage: Eukaryota; Viridiplantae; Streptophyta; Magnoliopsida; Fabales; Fabaceae
Product: sister chromatid cohesion protein PDS5 homolog C-like
Exons: 15
Coding region: 101-2911 (936 amino acids)
Biological process (GO): DNA repair; mitotic sister chromatid cohesion
Cellular component (GO): nucleus; chromatin
Source: RefSeq, a predicted model, not a curated record
AACUCACCAGUCAUCACUAGCCUCAAUAGUCAAUUACCCCCCAAAAAGAGAUUCAAUAAAAGCAUUAAAAGUGACUUUGUGUUUUGUGAUCACAAAGAGAAUGGCAUCCACUAAUGAGACUGAAAAUCUGGGUGAGAGUGAUACUCUGAUGAAGCUUAAACAUGUUGGGAGGAAGCUUCUCAGAUGCAAUGUUCCUGUUGAUGAGCUUCUUGAACUGCUUGAUAAUCUGGACCUGAUACUAUCAACAGUCAAUCAAUUACCAAGUGAGCCAAUGCAGGAAGCACUUGUACCUUCCAUGAAAGCAUUGAUUUCUGAUGAACUUCUAAGGCACACAGAUGAGGAUGUUAAGAUUUCGGUUACAUCUUGCAUUGCUGAGAUUACAAGAAUUACAGCCCCGGAUAGCCCUUACGACGAUGAACAGAUGAAGGAAAUAUUCAACUUAAUGGUGGCAGCUUUCGAUAAAUUAUCUGAUAUAUCUGGCCAUUAUUAUGAUAAGGUGCUCUCGAUACUCGAUAAUGUCGCAAAGAUCAGACUAUGCUUGGUCAUGCUGGACCUUGAGUGUGAUAACUUGAUUAUUGAGAUGUUUCAACAUUUCUUGAGAAUUGUAAGGUCGAACCAUCUGCAAGAUGUAAUUGAUUCCAUGGAAUUAAUAAUGACUCUGGUAUUGGAUGAAAGUGAUGAAGUUUCGGCAGACCUUCUUAGACCUCUAUUAGAUAGUUUAAGAAAGGAAAAUCAGACAAUUUCUCCUACUUCUUGGACACUGGCAGAGAAAGUAGUUACCAACAGUUCGGUUAAGCUUAAGCCUUAUCUUUUGAGAGCAGUGGAGUCCUCAGGCAGAGCUCUCAAUGAGUAUGCGCAAAUUGUAACUUCUAUUUGCCAGAAUGAAUCUGAAUCCUCCCAACACGAUCACUCAAACGAAUACAAUAAGGAAGUGGUUCAAGCUGUCGAGAAUGAGCCUGAUGUACCCAAAGAUGCAGACGAACAAGCAACAACGGCAACAACUCAGAUUGAUGCAGAGGAACAACCAACAACAGUGACAAGUCAGAUUGAUGCAGAAGAACAACCAACAACGGUAACAAGUCAGAUUGAUGCAGAAGAACAGCCAACAACUGUAACAGCUCAGAUUGAUGCAGAAGAACAACCAGCAAUCACAACAACUAAGAUUGAUGCAGCCAAAGAUGCGGUCGAACAGCUCUCCGACGUCAACAAGGGGCUCAAACCAGACAUUACUUGUGAGAGAGGUGCCGAGAUUAUAGAAGAAACAAAUUUAAAUAUAAUAAGUGCCCAUGGUUCUACCAUGGAUGAUCAAAUUAUCAAAGAGUCUGAUUCAAAAAGGAAACCGCAUCCUGAUCAUACUAAAAACUCCAAAAGUAGUGACACACAAGCCAAUUCAGAAGCAGGAAAUUUAGAUGCUGUUAAGGAAUCAAGAUCAGAAACUCAUCCAAAUACCAGGUCGAUUAAGAGGGGUCGUAAGCCUAAUUCUUUAAUGAAUGCUGAGGAAGGCUAUGACCAUUCCUGGAUUCGUUCGGGAAAGAAAACUCGAAAACUGACUUCAUCUAAAAAGAAUGGUAAUAGCAGCUCUGUUUCUCUGCUUCCUGAGGGUCCUACAUCCCAAAAUGAUGAAAUGCAGUCGAAGCCUGAAACUGCAAGCGAAGCUCAAGCUUCUCAGCUGGAAAAAGAGAACACUCCACAACCUGUUCAAUCCAAAAAGACUCGCAAUGUUAGCCGAGAUUCUUCACCGAAUGAGAACCCUGCCUCCGGCAAGGAAAAUGUGCCAUCGAAGCACAAAGAUACCUGUGAAGAACAUAAAGUUUUAGCUUCCGAAACAAAAACUGAUAAUAAUACUGAUGUUAGUGCUCCUUCACCGAAUCCUAACUUUCCUGAUGCAAGCCGCCGGAAAAGGGGCCGACCAAGGAAAAAAGUUAGCACAGGGAAUCAAGAUGUUGAUCCAAAUUGUUUGUCAAAGUCAAUGAAAGACAAUUCAAGUCCUCAGCCCGAGGGAAAUUCUUCAGAAUCUCCUAAUGAUAAGUUGAAAAAGGAAUCUGAAGUAAGGAAAGAUUCUGAAGUAAAACCUCAUACUUCAAUUAGGAAAAUCAAAUUCACUAUGAAGAGUGAUAAGAAAAAUGCUGUGGCUCCCAAAUCAGUAGUUGUUGGGAUGGAACCUAAGGUUCCUUGUGAAGAUGAUCAGAAACAAAAGUCUGCUGUAAAUGUUGAGGUGGAAAAUAGAGAAGAGGACAAACCCCCAUCCCAAAAAGAAGCUAAGAAAAGGAAGAAGCUUAAAUCUACUGCUAAUAAGGAUCUCGACAAAUCGUCUGCUGAUGAGGAGCUAAUUACAGGAUUUGCAAGUAAAACAUUAAAUGGAGUUGAAAAAUCCCCUCAAACAAGGCUGACAAGAAGGCAUGCCAAAGGAAAGGAAUCGAAAACAGUUGACCUUGUCGAACCAUUGCCUGGUAGUAAGAUCAUGGUCUGGUGGCCAGCGGACAAAACGUUUUAUGAGGGGGUUGUUGAAUCCUAUGAUCCUGUCAAAAAAAGGCACACGGUUUUGUAUACCGAUGGAGAAACCGAAAGAUUAAACCUUAAAAAGGAGAAAUGGAUGGCUGCUUCUGCAGAGGUACAAGGACUUGCUCUUCAGAGACUCGCCGAGGCAUCGGAUACAACACAAAUGAACAACAAUGAAAUAUCAAAGUUGGAGUUGGCAAAGGGUGUAAAAGUCGACUCUAAAAAAUCCAGGGGAAGACCUUGUGCCGGCACCUCGAAAUCGAAAUCUGUAAAAUCUGUGAUUCUGUCUGCACUCGACAAAGCGAGUUCGGCUGAUGAUGCCCCGGACCAUCCGCUUGCCGGGAACACAAAAGCCAAGCGAUCAAAGAUGGGUUCCGAGCUCAGGAAGAAGCGCAAGAUGCUUGAAUUUUGAAGUAGGAAAUGUGCCAAGAAAAUGUUACAAGCCUUAAUGUGAUAUAAUGUAGUGUUUAUGUAAAAUUUGUAAGUUAAGUCUCUUUUUGCUUCUUAUUCAAUCUCAAGAACUAACCUUGCUAACUAGAUAGUUUAAGCAUAUUUUAAGGGAGGUUUAUGUAAAAUGUUUUUAUGUGUAUAGUAUGAUGAUGUCUACUAUUUAUGCUUCAAGGGUUUGUUUUGGAAGGAAGUAUAGGC